Molecule: messenger RNA, 2839 nt
Organism: Strongylocentrotus purpuratus (purple sea urchin)
Lineage: Eukaryota; Metazoa; Echinodermata; Echinoidea; Camarodonta; Strongylocentrotidae
Product: putative defense protein 1
Exons: 5
Coding region: 98-700 (200 amino acids)
Molecular function (GO): oxidoreductase activity, acting on metal ions
Source: RefSeq, a predicted model, not a curated record
UCUAAGCAGGCUCAUCAGUUCGUGCGUCCUACUUUAUUGCACACAAUACUUCUUCUUCUUCUCGAUCUCGCGCUAAGUGUUAUUAUCACAGCUGAAAAUGAAGAUUGCAAGGAGAGAAGCCUUCGUCUUCUUGGCUGUCAUGCUCGUCAUCGUUGAUGUCGAUGCCCGGUCUAAUGGCGCUCCCGUUGGUUCCAAUCCUGAAAUAUGUGAUACCAUGAUACCCGGUCAUGGUAUAUCAGCUCAGGUUACAAAGAGCCCCUUUUCCAUCGUUCCCGCCAAGAUGAAGUACAUGCCCGGCAAAAAGUUCUCUGUCACAAUUAACGCUACCCAAUCACAACAAUUCAAGGGAAUCUUCAUGCAGAUGCGACGCAAUGACACUGACGCUAUCGUGGGGACGUGGUCCGUGAUGGACGCGGAUAAGUUCAAGACUGUGUCGUGCGCAGGAGUGGAAGACAAUGCCGUGACACAUGUAGACAAAACUAUGAAAGGCACUGUCAACAAAUUCAUGUGGACACCUCCGAAAGAUUUUGAUGACGCCGUUUACGUUGCGGCCACAUUUGUGGAGAGUUACAGUAGUUAUUGGGUCAAACAAACCUCGUCAACUAUCAGUGCUGAUACUAAACUGACAAGCAGUCUCGUUCUGACUAUCGUCAUGAUAUCCAUCUCUCUCUCGACAACUUUUCUUGGACUUGAGUUUUAGACAAUGGUGUUGAUAUUCAUUUUUAUUUCUAUACGAGAAUUCUUGGCCUUAGCUUUUAGACAAUCAUAAUGUUAUUCGUUUCUUUUUAAUAAGAUGUAUAAGAAAGCCGAGUUGAUAUUGAUCACUUUCUUCAAAAGAUUUCUUGGAUUAAGAUUAUUUUAGACAAUCUUGAAUGAUGAUAUUCGCCUUUUGUUCUUUACAAGAAGUCUUGGCCCUAGGUUUUUACGCAAUGGUGAUAAUAUUCAUUUGUUGUUCUUUACAAGAAUUCUUGGCCCUAGGUUUUACACAAUAGUGUUGAUAUUUAUUUUUUUCUUUGCAAGGAUUCUUGUUCCUAGGUUUUUACACAAUGAUGAUGAUAUUCUUUUUUUUUUUCUUUACGAGAAUUCUUGGCCCAAGAUUUAACACAAUAUUAUUGUGUUCAUAUCCAUUUUGUUUCUUUACAAGAAUUCUUGAUCCUAUGAUGUUCAAGGAAAAAAGAAUGAUGGUAUUCUUUAGUCUAGAUGUGGUGAAUAUCAGUCAUCUUAACUCAAGCCAUUUCCAUCGUAGCUAAUUGUAACUAAAGUUCAUUGUUUGCUUUAUGUAAUUGUUAAUGCCAUUUUAUUUAUGCCUCAUGGAUUGGAAAAGAAGACAAUAAGUAAACUGUAUUCGUUCAAGUAGUUAAUCUUUAUUUCUUCUUCUUAAGGCAUCGACAUGACUUUCCUCAAAUUAUGUUGCGUAUUCUGUUUUAAUAAUGCUCAUUGUCUUUGCUAAAUAAAAUGACGAGGAAGAUACGGGGUCGCGAAAUGAUAUCAAUAAGGAUGAUGAUGAUCAUAAUGAAUGAUUGAUAAGAGUAAUGAUGAUAAUUUAGCAAUACAAAUGGAAUAUUAGAUAAACAAUUUGAUUAAAAUGUAGAGGCGUAUCCAGCGUUAAAAAAUUCCCUCUCCAAUCACACACUGCACAAGUUAAAGUUAUAAAAAAAAAAUAGGUGUCAAAUGAGUAAAAGGUAGAAUGAGAAGGUUAUUGUAGUUUUCUCAGCAUUGUGAGCGUCUGUAAAAUGGCGCUUAGUGUUAGCAUGUAUAAAUGGUCCCCAGUGAGUGGAGAAUGUGCAUACAUUGUGUGCGGGCAAGCCUGAAUCCGAUGAUAUGUCUAUAAAACGCUUUAAUAGAGACACCGUCGAUGCAUUGAGCGCUAUAUAAACCCAGUAUAUUAUUGUUUUUAUGACCCCACAUGGGAGAAUGCCGUGCCCUUAAAAAGCAAUUUCUUAUAUGAAGCAAUGUUAGUUAAAAUAUUUUACACAUCUUUAAUAGAUUAUACAUCUGUUAGCUCAAUAGUGAUCUAGUGACGUAUUUAUUUUUGCUAUGAGGGUGUACAUCUCCGAUGAAGUAAGCAAUUUAUCCUAAACAUUAAUUUCCAAGAUGAGAAUAAGAAUAAUCACAAAUUUAAUUUGUAAUCCUUUUCAAUUACAAAUGACUGUCAUUUCGUUUUGUAUGCAUUGAUUCUACUCGUAUAAAGAUUUGUAGAAUAUUUAACGCUCCUAAUGGUAACAUUUGCACUAGGAAUCUGAAGAAGAAAAAAAAACGGUUGAAUAGAAACAAAUUUGCGGACAAAGGAAAAUCAAAACUGAUCAAUGAUUUUAGCACAUCAGUUUUCUAUUAGCGACCUAAUUUUACGGGCAGGUCAAUGAUAAUAUUCCCAACUGAUCGUUGUUUAUUUGGAUAUCAAAUCGAUAUUGUCUGUUGAGUAAUUGGGUGUGGCCAUGCAGUGGCGUAGCCCGCAUAGGAGGAUCCCAACUCAUUAUAGAAACCGGGUGGAGGCAAGAGGGGGAAGGAAACGUGAAAACAUGGUGAUUUUACACCCUCGACCCGGGGGUCUCAGUAAAAUAUAAAUACUGUAAGCAUACGUGACCACUAAUGCGUAAACAGGGGCAUCACAUGGUAUAUGCAUAUCACGUGCAUAUUAGAAUAUUAACUGUUCAAUGUACAUUGUGCACUUUUUGUAAACACUACAUGAACUUUAUUUGAAAUAGAUCAAAUUUGAAAUGUAAUUCUUCUUUUUUUCAAAGAAAGGACGUAUGAUGGCUGCGCAUUAACCCAUUUGGAAGUGUACAGGUUGAUGUUGUUGCUUCUAUAUUGAAAUAAAAUGUUUACAUUGUGAAUUCUA